AUGGUUAGCACAAUACACAACACCUUUGUCCACGUCUUGUUCAUGGACUCCUUCCCGACAGAUUCAAAGAGCCCGAGCAAGUCCUUGCCAAGGCGACAAGUUCUCCUCCUGUGCUUCGCGCGCAUGAUGGAGCCCAUCGCCUUCUUCUCCAUCUUCCCCUUCGUCGCGCAGAUGGUCCAGCGGAACGGGCGCCUGCCCGAGUCCGACGUCGGCUUCUACAGCGGCCUCAUCAAGUCGCUCUUCUCCGCCGCCUCGGCACCCGCAGGGUCCUGUGCGCCUGCGGCACCGCCUACCGGGUCACCUUUGCCGGCUACGCCGUCCUCAACUGGAUGCUCCGGCGCGAACCCGGCGUUCUGGCCCCCCCGCACCCUCGGCACCCUCAACGCCCUCGCCCUGACCGUCUCCAGCGCCGUCCGCGCCGUCGCCCCCGGCGCCACCUCGGCCCUCUACGCCAUGGCCGUCCGCAGCGGCCUGCUCGACGGCCAGCUGAUCUGGUUCGGACUCGCGCCCCUCUCCGCCCUCAUGGGCGUCGCCGCCGGCGGGCUCCCGAAGGAGAGGAAACCGAGAGAGGCCGAUGAGGUCGGCAAGCCCUGA
Messenger RNA from Thermothelomyces thermophilus ATCC 42464, 594 nucleotides. RefSeq lists its product as uncharacterized. Lineage: Eukaryota; Fungi; Ascomycota; Sordariomycetes; Sordariales; Chaetomiaceae. The transcript is spliced from 3 exons. The record is from RefSeq and is a predicted model, not a curated record. The coding region runs from base 1 to 594 and encodes 197 amino acids.